Molecule: messenger RNA, 1803 nt
Organism: Plasmodium falciparum 3D7
Lineage: Eukaryota; Apicomplexa; Aconoidasida; Haemosporida; Plasmodiidae
Product: putative AMP-binding protein
Source: RefSeq, a predicted model, not a curated record
AUGAUAAAAAGAAAUAAUUUUAGCACAUUUAAAAUGUCGGUUAAUAACUCGUUCAACAUAUACACAAAUAAUGUAUAUGUUUCUUGUGCUGAAUUUUUUAAUGAAGUUAAUAUGAUAAACAAGAAACUAUUAUAUUAUAUAAAUGAUUAUUUUAAAUUGAAUGAUGAUAUAUAUAAUAAUGAUAAAGAGAAUUUAGACGAAGAAAAAAGGAACAUAAUAAGAACAAGAACAAAUAGAAUAAGAAAAAAAAAAAUCGGUUGUUUAUUUCCACCAUGUUAUUCUCAGCUUCUUAUAAAUUUUUGUGUGUUAACAAAUAAUUAUGAUUACAUUUGUAUUCCUAGUCCUAUAAAAAAGUGUAAACAAAUAAAAGAAAAGUAUGCUUUUUAUAUAUCAGAAAAUAAUAUUGAUUUAAUAUUAAGUCAUCCAUUUUAUAAACAUUAUAUAGAGGAAAUAUCAUUCAAUUUACAAAUACCCUAUUUAAUUGUAUAUGAUAAACCUGAUGUAUUAACACAUGAACAAUAUUUAGACCAUUUAAAAGAAGGGAGAAUUAAUUUUGGAAAUAAGUAUUUGUAUAAAGAGAAGAAAGAAAUUACAAUGAUGGAUGAGAAAACAAAUACUCAUGAUGAAAAAUACAAAUCAAUAGAUAAUAUACAAAAUGAUAACAAUAAUAAUAAUAAUAAUAAUAAUAUAUUAUUAUUAAAAGAUAUAUAUAUAAAGGAAUUAGAAAAAAAUAAUCCAUGCAUACAUUUUCAAUUAUCAAAACAAAACGAAUGUGAUAGAAGUAUCCAAUUUUAUUUAUCAUCUAUAUAUGAACAAUCAAAAAAUUUGCACAAAUUACUAAACUUUAAUAAAAAUGAUAAUAUUUUUUUUUGUAUACCAACCAAUAAUAUACAAUAUUUUGAAGUUCUGUUUAGUGUGUUGUAUGGAGGGGGAACUAUUAUGUUUCCUGAAAUAAAGAAAAAGGAAUUUUUUAAUUAUAAUAAUUAUAUGAAAUGGUUUACAAAACAUAUGAAGAAAAGAAAAAGUCACAAUUUUUCAGUUCAUAAUAUAAUCCUUAAAAAUGAUUUUAAUCAAAAUGAUUAUAAUUUUAUAGAUGCCAAUAGUUUAUUUGAAGAAAUAUAUAAUGCCAAAAAACCGAUUACUACUAUUGUAUGUAAUAAUUAUUUAAUUCGUGAUUUUGUUAAUUUUUUUGAAAAUUCAGAUAUAAAUAAUAUAACAAAGAAUGAGUUUAUUAAUAAAAAAGCUUGUUCUAUACAAAUAGUUUUGAUUAAUGGGAAUGAAAUAAUGCCAGGAAUAAAAGAAGAAUAUUUAGAAAAACUAAAAAAUAUUUUUAUUAAUGCAAAAAUAUAUCAAAGGUAUAUAAUACAAGAAAUUGGAACUAUUUGUUUAACAAAUGUAACGAAAUUAAUAGAAGAUAAUAUAAAAUAUGAAAGAAAUAUAGCUGGAUAUGUAGCACCAAAUAUAAAUAUAGAAAUAGAUAAAGAUACAAGUUUGUUAAAAAUUAAAUCUGAUCAUUUAUUUACACAAUAUUAUAAUAAUAAAAAUAUAACACAGAAAUCCUUUGAUGAAAAUGGAUAUUUUAAAACAAAAUAUUUAGCUACCUUAACACAAGAUAAUUUAUUGAAGAUAAAUGGUACUAUAAAUGAUGUGCAAAAAAUAUCACCAGAUUAUUAUUUAUAUUUUAAGCAACGAAAAGACAAAAUGGAAAAACACCCUCCUGGAUAUUUGAAGCGUGUGCGUUUGCAUGGUCAGAUAUGGGGAAAUUUUCAUGCGGACAAAAGAAAUUGGAAGAGAAAAUUUUAA